AUGUCAACUGCUAAAGUCAACGGUGAUGCCAAAUCUUGGCCAUUCCCUAAUCCUCAAGUAGUCAGGGAAGAAUACCUACCAAAGCUCGCUAUAAAACCUUGGGUGUCUGAAUACCCUGCUGAUAGAAUACUGAAGAAUUGUCAAGUCGUCGAUCCAGCUUCAGGAAAGCUCCUUCAAGGUCUCAAAUCAGUCACCAUAUCUGAAGGGAAAAUUCAAUCCAUCACGGAUAGUGAUUCAACACAAUCAACUAGCAAUGUUAUUGAUCUUGAAGGCGCAUAUCUCUGCCCAGGAUUGAUCGAUGGUCACGUUCACAUCACCGCUACUCCCGGUGUCAAAACCAUGCUUGAAGUCGUGAAGCUUCCUGAGCAAGUAACCAGUCUACGUGCAACAUAUGUUCUCAAAGAGAUGCUGGCUCGUGGCUUCACCACUGUCAGAGAUACUGGCGGAGCUUCCAAAGUAAUCGCCAAUGCACUUGCCGAGGGUCUUCUGCAAGGUCCAAGAUUGGUCCAAUGCGGAAAAGCUUUAUCUCAAACCGGUGGACAUGCCGAUUUCUCAUCAGCUGUAUCAGGUGGCAAUCAGACCGGAUGUUGUGGAGGCCAUUCCGAAGCUCUUGGUCGAGUGUGUGAUGGUGUUCCUCAAGUUCUCAAAGCUGUUAGAGAGGAACUCAAAGCCGGUGCUGAUUUCAUCAAAAUCAUGAUGGGCGGAGGAGUUUCGAGUGAAGCAGAUCCUAUUGACAUGAUCCAGUUCACCGAAGAAGAGGUACAAGCAAUUACCAAAACAUGUACUAGAAUGGGGAACAAAUUGACUACGGCACACGCAUACACUCCCGAAGCUAUUAGACACGCAGUCGAGAACGGUGUACGUUGUAUUGAACAUGGAAAUUUCCUGGAUGUUCCUACCGCAAAAAUGAUGGCCGAGAAAGGUAUAUUCUUAACUCCGACCUUGGCUUGUUAUGGUAUUAUGGCUCGAAAACCAUUUGAAGAUUUCCUUUCGGAAAAUGGAAAACCCAAAAAUCUGGAGGUCAUGAAACAAGGCCUUCAAGCUCUUCAAAUCGCCGAAGAAGCCGGUGUGACAGUGUGCUACGGAUCGGAUCUAUUAGUUUCCAUGCACGCUCUGCAAACCGAAGAGUUCUCCGUAAGAUCUCAGGUCCUUGAUUCGCCCACCGUUUUGCGUCAAGCUACUACCAAUGCUGCCAAACUAUGUCAACAAGAAGGAAAGAUCGGUGUAAUCGCUCCUGGUGCAUAUGCCGACCUGAUCGUGCUUAGGUCGAACCCCUUGGAAGAUAUCACCAUUCUGGACCACCCGGAAGAUCACUUACUUGCUGUCAUCAAAGACGGCCGAGUGGCUACAUCACAGAUCAAAGGCUUAUAA
Messenger RNA from Kwoniella shivajii, 1371 nucleotides. RefSeq lists its product as uncharacterized. The transcript is spliced from 12 exons. NCBI's taxonomy places the organism in Eukaryota, Fungi, Basidiomycota, Tremellomycetes, Tremellales, Cryptococcaceae. The record is from RefSeq and is a predicted model, not a curated record. Gene Ontology annotation, molecular function: hydrolase activity, acting on carbon-nitrogen (but not peptide) bonds. The coding region runs from base 1 to 1371 and encodes 456 amino acids.